Molecule: messenger RNA, 1275 nt
Organism: Cyprinodon variegatus (sheepshead minnow)
Lineage: Eukaryota; Metazoa; Chordata; Actinopteri; Cyprinodontiformes; Cyprinodontidae
Product: GATA zinc finger domain-containing protein 14-like
Exons: 3
Coding region: 1-954 (317 amino acids)
Source: RefSeq, a predicted model, not a curated record
AUGUACCAGCACAGUUUCAUUACCAUGUGGUUCGGAGACUAUGUGUAUAACGGCUACCAUCCUAGCAGCAUCACUCACUACUACUGCCCCGACAACCACAACUACUUCUCCAACCACCGUGACUGCUGCUCCUACCACAACAACCAUGGCUCCAACCACCACAACUGCUGCUCCAACUACCACAACUGCUGCUCCUACCACAACAACCAUGGCUCCAACCACCACAACUGCAGCGCCAACUACCACAACUGCUGCUCCAACUACAACAACUGCUGCUCUAACCACUACGACUGCUGCUCCUACUACAACAACUGCUGCUCCAACCACCACAACUGCUGCUCCUAUCACAACAACCAUGGCUCCAAGCACCACAACUGCUGCUCCAACUACCACAACUGCUGCUCCUACCACAACAACCAUGGCUCCAACCACCACAACUGCUGCUCCAACUACAACAACUGCUGCUCCUACUACAACAACUGCUGCUCCAACCACCACAACUGCUGCUCCAAUUACCACAACUGCUGCUCCAACUACAACAACUGCUGCUCCAACCACCACAACUGCUGCUCCUACUACAACAACUGCUGCUCCAACCACCACAACUGCGGCUCCAACCACCACAACUGCUGCUCCAACUACAACAACUGCUGCUCCAACCACCACAACUGCUGCUCCUACUACAACAACUGCUGCUCCAACCACCACAACUGCUGCUCCAACUACCACAACUGCUGCUCCAACUACAACAACUGCUGCUCCAACCACCACAACUGCUGCUCUUACCACAACAACCAUGGCUCCAACCACUACAACUGCUACUCCAACUACCACAACUGCUGCUCCUACCACAGCAACCAUGGCUCCAACCAUCACAACUGCUGCUCCAACUACCACAACUGCUGCUCCAACCACCACAACUACCGCCCAACCUACGACCACAUCAAACAGUAGCGCAUCUGAAGUCAGAUUGGGCCUACUCCACCUGCUCCUUGGACUGUUUAUUUUUAUCUUCUAAUUGAUUAAGAGAAGGUACCAAAAUUAUUUUGAUGGAUAACUUAAUCUAUUUAUUUGGGUAUAUCUUGGUAAAUAUCUACAUGUAAAUAUAAGUUAGUGAAAUAAUAUUAUAAUAUUAUUUAUAAAAUCUUUCUAUUUCUUUGUGUUUUGUGUAUGAGGUUUAUUUUUUAUUAUAAUAAAUAUUUAUGAACCAGAAAAACUUAUAUAUUACUUUUAGGAGUACACAAUUUAAUUAACACGGAACACAAAUGUAUUUUC